Maylandia zebra (zebra mbuna) is the source of this 2077-nucleotide messenger RNA. RefSeq names its product transcriptional adaptor 1 (gene tada1). NCBI's taxonomy places the organism in Eukaryota, Metazoa, Chordata, Actinopteri, Cichliformes, Cichlidae. The record is from RefSeq and is a predicted model, not a curated record. Gene Ontology annotation, molecular function: transcription coactivator activity. Gene Ontology annotation, biological process: regulation of transcription by RNA polymerase II. Gene Ontology annotation, cellular component: SAGA complex.
UGUGGGCGUUUAUGAACGUCAUGGCGGCUCAUGCUAGCGAGCUUGAGAUUGCAAAGAAGAAUUUAACGGAUGCAAUUGGCGAUAAUGUCAAACAUUACUGGGCAAACCUGAAGCUGUGGUUCAAACAAAAGAUCAGCAAGGAAGAGUUUGACAUUGAGGCGCGUAGGCUGUUGGCACAGGAGAAUGUCCAUGUUCACAAUGAUUUUCUCCUGGCUAUUCUUACACGGUGCCAGAUCAUUGUCUCCACACCAGAGGGUGCAGGGUCAUUGCAGUGGCAAGGUAGCUGUGCUUCAAAGCCCGGCAAACCGAAGGGGAAUAAGAAAUGUUCCUCUAGGCAAAAAUUCGACCAUCGUUUCCAGCCUCAGAAUCCUCUGAGCGCCGCCCAGCCAUUCAGCCCGAGGGAGGGGGGAAGUGAGGAGGAAGAGCUGCGUCUCAGCGCCCACACUCUGCUGCUGCCCACACGGGGCCAACUGGAGGCUCGCAUGAUGGUGACCGCCUUUGAGGUGGGCUUGGAUAACGUCACAGAAGAUGCCAUCAGCACCAUGAUCUAUGCCGUUGAGCACCACUUGAAAGAUGUCCUGACUGCCGUAAUCAUGCGGAGGAAGGCGUAUCGAUUACGAGACAGCCGUUUCCCCUACGCCUUUGGCAAUGACGUCACGCCUCAACCCUAUCUGAAAAACAGCCUUGCUGCUUACCACAGUGUUGCUGAUUGUCCGCCACAGAGUGCUUCCCUCCCUGCAGGCCCACCACCACAGGUGUCACCCGAUGAGGCUGAGCAGCAAGCUGUUCAUUUGCUGGCUUGUUCUGCUGACAGUCUUCCUGCACCUCUCCCUCCAAUCAGCAUGUUUGAUCUCCUCGAGGCUUUACAGGUUCACCACGGCGUGAUGCCCUCCCACACCAUGUACGCCCUCAACAUGGAACGCGUCCUGUCACGGCUUUGGCACCCCAGCCAUGAAGAACUAGAGCAGGACCACGUCCACCGGCAGCGCAUAGCUGCUAAAGAGGGCGUGCUCGUCAGCUGAGAGCCCCCGGCCACAGGACUGUGCACAGACUAUGGGGGUUAUCAGGAACCAAACACAGGAACGACCCCCAGAUAGAUAUAAUUUAGGAACUCAACUCUGUGUUUGAGAACUUAAAGCUGUUUAGAACCUGGAAAAAUUUGUGUUGCACAGAAAGACGGAAGACAAGUAAGAUCAAAAGAAGCUGUUGGAUGAGACCAGAGCAGGCAGUCGGCUCCAGUAAUCAACUCCACCAGUCGCUUCUGGCAGACAACCGUCAUUUUGUAACUUCAGUUCCAUAGUAGAAUAUAGUGUUUAAUUUUAUGUACACUGUCUGGGGAUCCAGUGCAGGAUGCAGUUGUGGAGUUUGUGGAUAAGAUGCCUUAACAGACUAAACCCUGUCUGAGUUGCCUCGAGUUUGUCUUUGCUCACGUUGUCAGAUACGCAUCAAAACAUCCUGUAAAGAUACAGAAAAGCACAUAUCUAAUCCUCAAGUGUUGUGUAAAUAACCAGUUCACAACAUGACAUACGGCACGUAUAAAAGAUUACAAGCAUUUAAAUGGUCAUAAAAGUCCUGGACAGAAUAUGCAGGUGUAUUCAUUUAAUGGCUGAUUAAGUCUUGUGUCAGGCUGAAGUUGAGGGAAUCUAUGAGGAGCUUAUCUAAACCAAUGUACCAAGACUCAAGUUAAACAUAGAAACAGUCCUGUCAUAACAGGUAGGGCCAGGGUGUAUCAAGCAGUGAGUGAAAGCACCUGUGUGGGUUUACAGUCUGUGUGUAGGGUCUUUAAACUGCCAGACAGCUGCCUCCUCCAAUCAUUUACCAGCUGGUAAAUGAUUGGGCAUGAACAUGUAUCCAAUCAUUUACCAGCUUCUGGUGUCACUGUUGGGCUAAAGAGUCUGUUUUUUGUUUUAUUUUGUUUCAAUUUCUUUCCAAGUAAUCUAACAUGUGCCCCUCUGUUCAGGUUAAAUGUAUAAAGUGUAUACAUUUGUACUUUUUUUCUUCUACAGAAACGUAUUUAUAUUACAGACAGUUAUUACAGUUGAGAAAAUAAAUAAAAAAAUAAGCCUCCUCCUCUUUA